Molecule: messenger RNA, 399 nt
Organism: Drosophila kikkawai
Lineage: Eukaryota; Metazoa; Arthropoda; Insecta; Diptera; Drosophilidae
Source: RefSeq, a predicted model, not a curated record
UCGACGCCAUUCGAAAAGCUGAAGACGAAAAAAAUGGUAAUGCCUAAAGAAAUAAGUAAUGCGUAUGCAGCCGGAGUAGCUGCCGGAUUAGCGCUAGCGGCAGCCUCCGGCCGCAAGACGAUCAAGAAAAAAAACCACAGGGCAGUGGCACGUCGCCGUUUGUUCCUAUUGGUCGACAUGGAGGUGGAGGCGGCAGAGAAGGACGAAACUAUUAACUCUAGAGUCUUCCGUAACGAGUUAAUUCGCAUCGUUAAGUCGGACUCGGAAAUGGAGCGGGUCCUUACCAUAAUGAACGCGACGAUCGGGAUCGGAUGCCUGGAGGACAGGUUCUUCCGGGCUAUAAGAGGCAAUCUGAAAGGAUUUGCUACCGCAAUCGGAGCCAAUAAAUAAACAAUAAAC